AUGCGUUUUUCAAACAGACAUGCAACACUACCUCCAGGAAUGGAAAAUUCCAAACUUUUCGUCUGUGGACCAGAUCCUACUUGGUUGCGUCCAAGAACUCCAACUGUGAGUGGCUUGCAGAGUGGCAAAUCCAUCCAAACGCGUUACGUCCAAGCACUCCAAUAUGCAAAGGAACACAAGUCGGCAGGUUCGCGAUAUCGACGUUACGAUCUUCGGUGUCCAACGUUUUCAAGGAAGAACCAUCCCGAUUGUAGACGCUCACGCGAAAAUCAACUACACUGCAUACGCCAUCGUAUUCCCACAGAACAGCCGCACUGGUCACUUUGGGCGCCACUGUCGUCUGGAUGUUCUUCGGAGGAUUUGGAACUGCAACAGAGCAAGAAAAGAUCUUGA
Opisthorchis viverrini is the source of this 393-nucleotide messenger RNA. RefSeq lists its product as hypothetical. The coding region runs from base 1 to 393 and encodes 130 amino acids. NCBI's taxonomy places the organism in Eukaryota, Metazoa, Platyhelminthes, Trematoda, Opisthorchiida, Opisthorchiidae. The transcript is spliced from 2 exons. The record is from RefSeq and is a predicted model, not a curated record.